Molecule: messenger RNA, 1320 nt
Organism: Theobroma umbraticum
Lineage: Eukaryota; Viridiplantae; Streptophyta; Magnoliopsida; Malvales; Malvaceae
Product: cucumisin-like
Biological process (GO): proteolysis
Molecular function (GO): serine-type endopeptidase activity
Source: RefSeq, a predicted model, not a curated record
AUGGCGAAGAAGGGGCUGAUUCCGCUCGUUUGCUCGCUGCUGUUUGCAGCAUUCCUGUUGAAUUCCCAUGCAGCCAAUGCCAACGAGAGAAAAAUUCACGUUGUGUACAUGGGAGACAGGCUAAAGGGAGACCUUUCUUCGAGAGGAGUGCAUCAUUCCAUGAUGACCAGCGUCCUUGGAAGCUCUUUAUCAGCCAAAGAAUCGUUAGUCUAUAGUUAUGGGAACUUCAAUGCAUUUGCAGCAAAACUAACUGAAGAAGAAGUUAAAAGGUUCUCAGAGAUGGAUGGAGUAGUUAGAGUGAUUCCAAAUCAUAUACUACAACUUCACACUACAAGGUCAUGGGACUUCCUUGGUUUCAGCCAAAGCAGUCUAGGAGCCAAGAUUGAAGGAGAUGUUGUCAUUGGGCUUCUUGAUACAGGAAUCUGGCCGGAACAUGAUAGCUUCACAAACCAAGGACUUGGCGCUCCACCCUCUAAAUGGAAAGGAAUUUGCCAAGGUGCCAAUUUCAGCUGCAACAAUAAGAUCGUUGGAGCCCGAUAUUACAAUAGUGAGGAAUGGUACUCUGACACCGACUUCAAGUCUCCUAGAGAUUCUGAGGGACAUGGAACCCAUACUUCCUCGACUGCAGGUGGCAACAGAGUGGCCGAUGCAAGCUACUACGGGUUAGCUAAUGGAACUGCAAGAGGUGGAGUUCCUGGUGCAAGGAUUGCCAUUUACGUCCAAGGAUUCCAUACUUUUGAUACAUGGAUGGACCUUGGAAUGUUGGUUUCUUCUGAAACUUUGAGUUCUGUGGAGGGAAAUUACAUUAACUUCCUCUGCAAGCAAGGUUACAACACCACAACCAUAAGACUUAUCACAGGUGACAACAGCAGUGUAUGCACCAGCACCACGCCUGGGCCAGCUUGGGAUCUCAACUAUCCUUCAUUCUCAUUAGCUGUGCUUGAUGGCCAGCCAAUUUAUGGUGUCUUUACCAGGACAGUGACCAAUGUUGGCUCACCAAACUCAAAUUACACUGUCUGGAAGACGACCCAAGGCGACUUCACCAUUAGCGUAGAGCCCGAAUUUCUGUCAUUCUCAACUGUGGGAGAAAAGAAGUCCUUCACCGUGAGGGUCACCGGUCCGCAUAUUUUACAGCAACCGAUUACAUCUGGUUCCAUAGUAUGGUUAUCUUCGGAUUACAAAUAUAGGGCGAGAAGUCCAGUUGUGGUCUACAAUGUUCUCCCUACUCCCUAUUCUCCUUACUACUCCAAGUCCCAGAAGAAACCAACAUUCCAACGUCCUUCCAUGUAUCAAAAGAAUGGGAUCCUUGGACGUAACUAA